Messenger RNA from Aureobasidium namibiae CBS 147.97, 1323 nucleotides. RefSeq names its product translation elongation factor Tu. The transcript has 2 exons. NCBI's taxonomy places the organism in Eukaryota, Fungi, Ascomycota, Dothideomycetes, Dothideales, Saccotheciaceae. The record is from RefSeq and is a predicted model, not a curated record. Gene Ontology annotation, molecular function: GTPase activity; translation elongation factor activity; GTP binding. Gene Ontology annotation, biological process: mitochondrial translational elongation. Bases 1 to 1323 code for a protein of 440 amino acids. Gene Ontology annotation, cellular component: mitochondrion.
AUGUCUUCGUUUGCCAGUGCCUUCCUGCGUACCAGCCGCGCUGCUCUCCGUAGCAAUGGCGCCGCCAACCCCGUCCAGGCCGCAUGGGGCCCUCGCGGAGGUGCCUACAUGAGAAACUACGCCACUGCUUUCGAGCGCAACAAGCCUCACGUCAACAUUGGUACCAUUGGUCACGUCGAUCACGGCAAGACCACCCUCACUGCCGCCAUCACCAAGCGCCAGGCCGAGAAGGGCUUCGCCAACUUCCUCGACUACGCCUCGAUCGACAAGGCCCCCGAGGAGCGCAAGCGUGGUAUCACCAUCUCCACUGCUCACAUCGAGUACCAAACCGACAACCGCCACUAUGCUCACGUCGACUGCCCUGGUCACGCCGAUUACAUCAAGAAUAUGAUUACUGGUGCUGCUUCCAUGGACGGUGCCAUCAUCGUUGUCGCCGCUUCCGACGGUCAGAUGCCCCAGACCAGAGAGCACUUGCUCCUCGCCCGCCAGGUCGGUAUCCAGAAGAUUGUCGUCUUUGUCAACAAGGUCGACGCCAUCGAGGACCCCGAGAUGCUUGAACUUGUCGAGAUGGAGAUGCGUGAGCUCCUCAGCAGCUACGGCUUCGAGGGCGACGACACUCCUAUCAUCAUGGGCUCUGCUCUGUGUGCUCUUGAGUCCCGCAAGCCCGACAUCGGUGUUGAGCGUAUCGAUGCCCUGAUGAACGCCGUUGACGAGUGGAUCCCCACCCCCCAGAGAGAUCUCGAGAAGCCUUUCCUCAUGUCCGUUGAGGAUGUCUUCUCUAUCCCUGGCCGUGGUACCGUCGUGUCUGGUCGUGUCGAGCGUGGUCUCCUGAAGAAGGAUACCGAAAUCGAGCUUGUCGGCAAGAACAAGGUCCCCAUCAAGACCAAGGUUACCGACAUUGAGACCUUCAAGAAGUCUUGCGACGAGUCCCGCGCUGGUGACAACUCUGGUCUUCUGCUCCGUGGUAUCAAGCGUGAGGAUGUCACCCGUGGUAUGGUCGUUGUCAAGCCCGGCACCGUCACUUCCCACAAGAAGUUCCUCGUCUCCAUGUACGUCCUGACCAAGGAGGAGGGUGGUCGUCACACUGGUUUCCACGGAAACUACCGUCCCCAGAUCUUCAUCCGUACUGCUGAUGAGGCCGCUGCUAUCGACUGGCCCGAAGGCACCGAGGAUGCCGAUUCCAAGAUGGUCAUGCCUGGUGACAACGUCGAGAUGGUCUGCUCUCUCCACAAGCCUCUCGCCGUCGAGCAAGGUCAGCGCUUCAACAUCCGUGAGGGUGGUCGUACCGUCGCCACUGGUAUCAUCACUCGCAUUAUCGAGUAA